CUUUCCUUUGGUUUUUUCUAUUGUGUAUAUAAAUCAAUUGGUAAAGGUCUUUCGAGACCCAAGCAAACACCAGAGAUCUGUUUCAAUUCCUCUAAAAUUCUUAGCUUCAAAGGGGUCUUCCAGACAGCUCUUCAAAUUGAAGCUUUCAUUUUCUCCCCAAAUCAUUAAUCUCAAUGGCUACUGUGGUGGAACUGAAGGUAGGUUUGCAUUGUGACGACUGCAUCAAGAAGAUCUUGAAAGCCAUUAAAAAGAUUGAAGAUAUUGAAACCUACAAUAUUGAUACAAAGCUGAACAAAAUCACUGUGACGGGUAAUGUAACAACAGAAGAAGUGAUGAGGGUCCUCCAAAAAAUUGGGAAGACCCCAAGUUGUUGGGAAGAAGAAUAGAGAUACCUUACAUUGGGAUAAUAACUGAAGAUCACAUUCCAUGGCCAAUGGAUCAAAGUUGUAUUAAUUGGACCAGAACAGGGGGCAAUGGCUAUGUUUGAAUUCAUUGUCAGCUGAGAAAGGAAAGAUUACAGAGAAUCAUGAUUCAUCAAGGUGUAAAGAAAGCACUGGUCUUACAUUUCUUAAUGGAAGUCUUUUAAGUAUCCUCUGUUCUGAAGUUGUAAUAAGAAUUAGCAACUACUUGUACUGAAGCAGCCAUGGCUGUACUAAGUGGCAAUGGUGGACAUGAACCCAGUCACUUUUGGUGUAUGUACUAAAUCAGAGUUCUCAAAAUUUUCGCCAA
This is a messenger RNA of Macadamia integrifolia, 729 nucleotides long. RefSeq names its product copper transport protein CCH. The transcript is spliced from 3 exons. NCBI's taxonomy places the organism in Eukaryota, Viridiplantae, Streptophyta, Magnoliopsida, Proteales, Proteaceae. Gene Ontology annotation, molecular function: metal ion binding. The record is from RefSeq and is a predicted model, not a curated record. The coding region runs from base 174 to 386 and encodes 70 amino acids.